This is a messenger RNA of Gigantopelta aegis, 1665 nucleotides long. Its product is annotated as acid sphingomyelinase-like phosphodiesterase 3b. Gene Ontology annotation, molecular function: hydrolase activity. Bases 66 to 1496 code for a protein of 476 amino acids. Lineage: Eukaryota; Metazoa; Mollusca; Gastropoda; Neomphalida; Peltospiridae. The record is from RefSeq and is a predicted model, not a curated record. The transcript has 7 exons.
ACAUCUUGUGUAUGAGACCUAAGUACAGGGCUUUACCAUCAUUGUAGACUAUUAUAACCGAGGAUAUGAUGCCACUAAUAGGAUCAGCAGUCCGAUGGGCAGUCGUUUGGUAUUGCAUGCUCGAAGGAUGUUUUAUGGCCAGCAUCACGAACUCUGGUUGGUUUUGGCAUAUAUCUGACAUCCAUUACGACUUCUCGUUUGAUGGUGGACGUCUGUCAUGUAACGGCAAAGUGGAGGGCUCCGCCCCUUACAGCAACUACUGGUGCGACUCCAACUGGCGGCUUACCGUCGACAGCUUCGCAGCCAUGGCUAGACUGGAACCCAAUGUCGACUUUCUCAUAUGGACAGGCGAUAAUGUGGCACACAUUGAGGAUGAACACUUAUCGAUGGAACUAAACAUCCACAUCUUGACGAACAUCACCUCACUGUUCGGUCAGUACUUCCCCACCACCACCGUGUACGCAGCACUCGGCAACCAUGACUACUUCCCUACCCACCAGUUCCCUUCGUCCAGCAACGUCAUGUACAACACCAUGGGCGAUCUGUGGGCUGGGUGGAUCAACGACACUGAACAAGUGGAAAACUUCAAACGAGGUGCUUUCUACACUGUUAAAACUGCGCACGGGUUGAGACUGGUGGCUUUGAACACAAAUCUGUACUACACUAGGAACAAGAAGGUCCGCAACGAGACGGAUCCAGCAGGACAACUGGCGUGGCUGAGGAAGACUCUCCAGGCGGCGGACACAGCUGGGGAGAAGGUAUUAAUGAUAAGUCACGUUGGAGUUGGUGUGUUUACGCCUGAUGACGUCAAGUGGAUGUAUACUGGUUUUCAUAAACGUUUUGUCUCGAUUCUUCGUGAAUACGGUCACGUGAUUACAGGAAUUCACUUUGGACACCAGCACGAAGAUUCCUUCAAAGUGCUGAAGACUACUGAUGGAAAGCCAGCAAUCCCAAUGUUGUUUGCGCCAUCCUUGACACCUUGGAGGUUUGUGUCGGCCACCAGUGGAUUUAUUGCACCCGAGCACAAUCCAGCCAUCCGCCUGGUUGAGUACGACCGCAGCACGGGGAGACAACUCAACAUUGUCCAGUUCUACACGAACCUCACGUCCACUAACCUCAACAACCGCUCCGACUGGACGCGGGCGUAUGACUUCAAGAAGGCAUUUGACGUCCGUGACGUCACUGCCUCGUCACUGCACGAGCUGGUACAGAGAAUGUGGCGCCCCGAAGGCGCCAAGUACUUUGACCGCCAUUACAAAUUCACCACCGUCAUCGCAGACCGUGACGACGACCCAACGUGUAACACCAGCAGCUGUAAGAGUGCUAUUCUGUGCGGCCUUGACAACAUUGACUACGACAGAUACGAUUCCUGUGUGGUGGAAUAUAAAAAGAGAUUCCAAACAUCCGGCUCUACACCGGUUCAGCUGUCAGAAGUAUAUAGACUGGCGUACGGUUUUCUACUACUUCUAGUGGCGUAUACUAGUAACUGCAUAUGACUGGAAAUAAUUUACUAGUUACAGCGAGCGCAAUGUAUAGUUCAUGACCACGACACGUAUCUAGUUAUCCAAGAAAGGAAGGACGGAAUUUUUGCUUUUGUUUCUUCUGUUUUUCCAAAUGAAUCUCUGCUUCUGUUACUUUUUAUAUUGCAAAUAAAGUCUAACUGUU